Argiope bruennichi is the source of this 1207-nucleotide messenger RNA. RefSeq names its product retinol dehydrogenase 16-like. NCBI's taxonomy places the organism in Eukaryota, Metazoa, Arthropoda, Arachnida, Araneae, Araneidae. Gene Ontology annotation, molecular function: oxidoreductase activity. The coding region runs from base 122 to 1207 and encodes 361 amino acids. The transcript is spliced from 5 exons. The record is from RefSeq and is a predicted model, not a curated record.
ACGGAGGAUAGUUGGAGCAGCUGUUACAAUAAAAGCGAAUUCACAAAUUCACAUUUCGCAAAAAAAUAUUGGCAAAUCAUUUUUAUGCUAUCUCACCAAUCCAACGGAAGUGAAUUUAAACAUGGAUAAGUUUUAUGUUGUUUUGAUUGCCCACUGCAUUUUGGUUUUUUGUCUUCUUCAACUAGUGCAUUAUAGCUUGUUGUUUUUCGCCGCCCAUUUUGUCGAAAGAAUUGCCGUUUCGACGACAUGUUUGAUAAUCAUUUUAAUAACGUUUCGAUUUACAAGGAAGUGGUGUUUGCAAGAUGAAAUAGAUAUCAAGAAUAAAGCUGUGUUAAUAACAGGCUGUGAUUCAGGGUUCGGCUACCUUCUUGCCCAACAGCUUGAUAAAAAGGGAUUCAAAGUCUUUGCAAGCUGUUUAUUUCCAUGUGGUCCUGGUGCGAGUGAAUUAAAGGCAAUUUUGUCCGCACGUUCCAAAGUAUUUGGAUUGGAUGUAAGAAAACAGGAAAGCGUAUUACAAGCCUUAGAAUUUGUGAAAGAAAACUUGGAAUCUUACGAGCUUUGGGCUGUCGUCAACAAUGCUGGGGUCCGUAGAGGUUUCUCUAUGGAACUCUCAAGUGUCCAAGAUUUUGAGGACUGUAUGGACGUCAAUGCUCUUGGCCUAGUGAGAGUCACUAAAGCUUUUCUGAAUCUGUUAAAGCCAUCCAAAGGUAGAAUUAUCAAUGUGACUAGUAUUUGCUCAAGGUUACCUGUGUCCGGUAUCGUCCCGUACACCAUGAGCAAACACGCUGCAGCAGGGUUCAAUGAUUGUCUGAGAGCAAAUUUGGCUCCCAUAGGGAUUAAAGUUAUUUCCAUUGAACCCACAUGCUUUCUAACUACAAUGACUGAAAAGAAUGCUAUCAAGAAAGAUUUGGAAGAACGGAUAAUCGAAAAUGAAGAAGAAAUCAUGAAGAAUUAUGGAAAAAAUCAAAUAGAAAAUUACGGAAAUUUUUAUAAUUUUUUGAUCAGAAAUAUUUCCAAGGAUGUCCAUAUAGUUAUAAAUGACUUGGAGCAUGCAAUUUGUUGUCAGUACCCAGAGAGUGUUUAUAAUUCCUGCCCAAAUAUUGUUCAAUCAGCGUCUUUAAAAAUACCAACAUUAUUUCCAUCAUUUAUACAAGAUACUUUUGAUAGUAUAACUCCAUAUAUUUUUUGUAAAUUUUGUAAAUUGUAG